AUGCCGCCGCCAACAGACUUUGAUAGACAAUUGAAAUUUUCAAAAAUCCAAAAGUUUCUGGGCGUUGUUUACCCACUUGCGAUUUUACUGGUGACCGGCUAUGUAGUAUGGGUUUACGUGGCCUUGAUAUGCGUAAACUCCAAUAUUAAGAUCAAACAUGGAUACAGGGCUAUGGGAGCAGGAGUUACAUUCCUGGUUUUGUUUUUUAGCAGUGCCGCAAUAAGCUAUCUAUGCUAUUUUCGAGUACUAAUCUCAAACACAUCCUAUUGUGGUGAUACUAAUUUGGACUAUUACAACAACACAGCGCCGAUCUUUAUAUGUGGUCCAAAUGGCGCUCCUCGUAUUUGCGGAACCUGUAAAUGCUGGUUGCCAGAUAGAUCUCAUCACAGCAGGGUCAGCAUGAAAUGCGUAAAGAAAUUUGAUCAUUACUGUGGGUUUGUUGGAAAGGAUAUCUGUUUCAGCAAUCACAAAUUCUUUUAUCAAUUAUUAUUUUAUGGAACAAUUGCAUCCCUUUUUGUUUUGGUUAGUACUGCGAUAAUGUAUGCUCGUAAAGGAGAAUAUCGAAGCCUUCCAGGAACCUGGAUCUUCGUUCUAAUUUCUUCUGGCUUCGGCGCUCUUUUCAUGGGUGCUUUAUUAUUUCGCCAAACUGUUUUUCUAUUAUUAAAUUUGAAUAGCCAUGAGGGAAGAAACUGGAAAUCGAGGGUUUACCACUUCAGCGUGUUUUUCCCCGAGCAAAUGACCACUCGUGUUCAUGUACAAAGCGAUCCAGGCGAUCUUCCUUGGGAUUUGGGUUAUUCAAAGAAUUGGAGAUCUGUAAUGGGCGAUCGUUGGUAUGACUGGUUUUUGCCAUUUCGUCGUUCACCUGGCGAUGGUAUGCAUUAUGAAUACAAUCCUUCUUUUUUACAUAAAAUGCGCUUAAAGGCUACUUCUUCCUAA
Schizosaccharomyces osmophilus is the source of this 936-nucleotide messenger RNA. It is a transcript of the gene pfa5, whose product is annotated as vacuolar membrane palmitoyltransferase Pfa5. The transcript is spliced from 6 exons. Gene Ontology annotation, cellular component: Golgi apparatus; endoplasmic reticulum. NCBI's taxonomy places the organism in Eukaryota, Fungi, Ascomycota, Schizosaccharomycetes, Schizosaccharomycetales, Schizosaccharomycetaceae. Gene Ontology annotation, biological process: protein targeting to membrane; peptidyl-L-cysteine S-palmitoylation. Gene Ontology annotation, molecular function: protein-cysteine S-palmitoyltransferase activity. Bases 1 to 936 code for a protein of 311 amino acids. The record is from RefSeq and is a predicted model, not a curated record.